Messenger RNA from Leptonychotes weddellii (Weddell seal), 2411 nucleotides. The record is from RefSeq and is a predicted model, not a curated record. NCBI's taxonomy places the organism in Eukaryota, Metazoa, Chordata, Mammalia, Carnivora, Phocidae.
UCUUACCUAUCAUAUGAAGGACUCCGCUUUUAAUGCCUGGACUGGGCUGAAUGAUGUGAAUUCAGAGCACACGUUCCUUUGGACGGAUGGGCGAGGAGUUCAUUAUACAAACUGGGGCAAAGGUUAUCCUGGCGGAAGAAGGAGCAGUCUUUCCUAUGAAGAUGCUGACUGUGUGGUUAUUAUUGGAGGGAAAUCAAGGGAUGCAGGAAAAUGGAUGGAUGACACAUGUGACAGUAAACGAGGUUACAUAUGCCAGACACUUUCUGACUCUUCCUUGCCUAAUCCUCCAACAACAAUUCCAACAGAUGGCUUUAUUAAAUAUGGUGAAAGUAACUAUUCACUCAUGAAAUUAAAGUUAGAGUGGAAUGAAGCAGAGAAGUAUUGCAAGCUUCACAGUUCCCUUAUUGCUAGCAUUCUAGAUCCCUAUAGUAAUGCAUUUGCAUGGAUGCAAAUGCAAAAAUUUAAUGAACCUGUGUGGAUCGCCCUGAACAGUAACUUGACCAAUAAUGAGUAUGCUUGGACUGACAAAUGGAGGAUGAGGUACACUAACUGGGCUGCUGAUGAGCCCAGACUGAAAUCAGCAUGUGUUUAUCUGGAUCCUGAUGGCUACUGGAAGACAGCAUCUUGCAAUGAAAGUUUUUAUUUUCUCUGCAAAAGAUCAGAUGAAAUCCCUGCCACUGAACCCCCACAGCUGCCCGGCAGAUGCCCAGAGUCAGAACACACAGCUUGGAUUCCUUUCCAUGGUCACUGCUACUAUAUCGAGUCUUCAUACACAAGAAACUGGGGUCAAGCCUCUCUAGAAUGCCUCCGAAUGGGCUCCUCUUUGGUUUCCAUUGAAAGUGCUGCUGAAUCAAGUUUUCUGUCCUAUCGAGUAGAACCACUUCAAAGCAAAACCAAUUUUUGGAUAGGAUUGUUCAGAAAUGUUGAAGGAAAGUGGCUGUGGGUAAACAACAAUCCAGUCUCCUUUGUCAACUGGAACACAGGAGAUCCCUCUGGUGAACGAAAUGAUUGUGUAGCUUUAUCCGCAUCUUCUGGAUUUUGGAAUAAUAUUCACUGUUCUUCCUACAAAGGAUAUAUUUGUAAAAGACCAAAAAUUGUUGAUGCUGAACCUACUCAUACAUUAAUUACCACAAAAGCUGACCCAAGGAAGAUGGGUCCUUCCAAACCUUCUUCCAGCCUGGCAGGAGUCGUUGUCAUGGUGGUCCUCCUGAUCAUAGCGGGUGCUGGCCUCGCAGCGUAUUUCUUUUAUAAGAAAAGACGUGUGCACUUACCUCAAGAGAACACUUUUGAAAACACUCUCUAUUUUAAUAGCAGAUCAAGUCCAGGAAUGAGUGAUAUGAAAGAUCUCGUGGGCAACAUUGAACAGAAUGAACACGCAGGCAUCUAGUAUCCUAAUGUGAUUUAGAUAUAUUUGAAUCUCAUAACAUUGUAACUAAAAUGUUAAGGUCUUUAAUGCAAUGUGAUUGUUUCCUUUAAAAUUAGUACUGUAGUGAACUGGCCUGUCCUUUUUCUUUGCCUAAUUGAAGAAAUAAUUGCUCAUGUUCUAUCUGGCAAGGGAUUUUCAUAGAAGAGGGAUACGGAUACUGACUACCACUUGAAAAAAAUAGCUUAGGUGAACACACAGCACAAGAAUGCCAACUUAAAAUUUAAGCAUCACUGGUGUGUAGCCAGCAUCGACCACAUGCAGGUUAGAAGAACCCCAAAGACCUAAGCUUCCUGAAAUAGUUUAAGGAGCUCCCAAAGAAAUGUUACCUAUUGAAUUGUAAUUCGGUAAUCAGAAGACUGUUUUAAAAAUCAAGUACAAAUAACCUCAGGUGGCAUGAAAAUUUAGUCACUGUUUUCUCUUACCAAUCUUGAUUUUUACUUCAGUUAUUUAGAAUUGUAUUUGUACAUAUGCAGAAAGAAUGAGGCAGCUGAGAAUCUUGUUUUCUCUGAGCAGGGUUUUCCAGGCUGAAUCUUGCAUAUGUGUUCUUUGUCCUGUUAUAUGUAUAUCAGGAACAAAAGAUGUGAAAUAAAAAUGUAAAUUUGCAUAACUGGAUGUACUUAGAUAAUGUGAAAUAAACAUCAAAGACAAGGUCUAUUUUUAAUAUAUGUGAAUUUUGGUGAUCUUGGUAAAUGUCAAUUUUCUUUUAAGUGUGACUUAUUUAUCUAUUUACUUUGUACUUAACUUUACUCUGAAAAUAAACAAUAUGAUUAGUAGAGAAAUUCUUUAAACCCUCCAUCUAUUUGGAAAAGAUAAGUUGCUAAAACACUAGGUGAUUGUAUAAUUUCUCCAGAUCUUCCCCUGUAACACUGAUUCAAGUCAGAAUUCAACAAAGGUUCUGUUACUGAGAAUUAGGUCUCUAAAUAUCUUUUUCUCACUUUAGUAAUUAAUAAUUCAUUUUUGCAUUAAAAAUGUUGCCUUAGAUAAA